GUAAUGAUGCCAUUUUAGAAGUGGCCUAUUUACAUCUAUUUCCCAAAUACUGAUCUCUAUCAUGAUUACAUGAUUACAUAACACUGAUUACAUAAUUUUGAUCAUUUCUAAAUCAAUUCUAUUACAAAUUAUUCUAUGAAAAGAAAAGAAAGACAAGACAAUAAUAAACAUUAAAUGAAAAAGAAAAUUCAAGGAUAUAAUUAUUACAUUUAUGUAGAACAAUUUCAUUAAUAGAAUAGAUGAAACCUUAAAUAAAAUGGAUUCAGAAAAUCGUGUUAUUUUAAAUGUUGGCGGUAUUCGUCAUGAAACUUAUAAAGCUACAUUGAAAAAGAUACCAGCAACACGUUUAUCAAAAUUAACUGAAGCAUUAGCUAAUUAUGAUCCUGUAUUAAAUGAAUAUUUUUAUGAUCGUCAUCCAGGUGUAUUUUCACAAAUAUUAAAUUAUUAUCGUACUGGUAAACUUCAUUAUCCUGUUGAUGUAUGUGGACCAUUAUUUGAAGAAGAAUUAGAAUUUUGGGGUUUAGAUGCUAAUCAGGUUGAACCAUGUUGUUGGAUGACUUAUACAGCACAUCGUGAUACCCAGGCUACUUUACAAAUUUUAGACAAAGUUGAUAUGGAUAAUGAUGAUUAUACACCAGAGACUUUAUAUAAACGUUUUGGUUUAGAAGAUGAAUAUACAUGUAAUGAAUUGAAUACUUGGCAAAAAUAUCGACCAAAAGUAUGGGCAUUAUUUGAAUUGCCACAUUCAUCAAUUGGAGCAAAAUUUAUUGCUCUAUUAUCAAUCACAUGUAUUAUUCUUUCAAUAUUGGCUUAUUGUAUGGAUACAUCACCAAUAUUUUCUACACCAUCUAUUCGUACAGAAUUAAUUAAUACAACAGAUGAUCAUCCUAUAGAUACUACUACUACUAAUACAUUAGAUAGUAGUAUAAGUAGUAUAACAUCAAAUCAACAACAUCAUUAUAAUAAACCUAAAACAACCAUGUUCAUGAAUUAUAAACAAUCAAUAAAAGCGAAUUAUUCAUUACAUCAUAAUUAUACUAUAUUAAUUAAUAAUAAACAUUACAAAAAGAAUAUUCUAUUUAUUUAUAUAGAAUGUAUAUGUAAUAUAUGGUUUACGAUUGAAUUAAUCAUACGUUUUACCGUAACAAUAAAUCAUAAAGAAUUUGUAAAAAAUUUAAUUAAUUUAAUUGAUAUUGCUGCAUUAUUGAGUUUUUAUAUACAAGUUAUCUUAUUACAUCAUCAUCCUCAUCAUCAUGAAAGUAGUUACCAUGGCAACUAUGGUUACCAUGGCAAUGGUGGUGUUGGUGGUGGUGGUGUUGGUGUUGGUGAUAAUGAUGAUGUAACAUUUGUAUCCAUUAUUGAAUUUUUUAGUAUAUUACGUGUCAUGCGUUUAUUUAAAUUAACACGUCAUAUAUCUGGUUUAAAAAUAUUAAUAUUAACAUUUAAAGCAAGUGCUAAAGAAUUUUCAUUAUUAAUAUUUUUUUUGGCUGUAUUUAUUGUAUUAUUUGCUGCAUUAAUAUAUUAUGCUGAACGUUUAAGUACUAAUCCACAUAAUGAUUUUACAUCGAUACCAAUUGGUUUAUGGUGGGCUAUUGUUACUAUGACAACAGUUGGUUAUGGUGAUAUGGUGCCUAGAUCAUAUGCUGGUAUGAUUGUUGGUGCAAUGUGUGCAGUAACUGGUGUUUUAACAAUAUCAUUACCAGUACCAGUAAUUGUAUCAAAUUUUUCAAUGUUUUAUUCACAUACAUUGGCUAGAUCAAAAUUACCAAAAAAACGUAGACGUAUAUUACCAGUAGAAGCAAUUCGACCUAAACAUAAAUCAAAUCAAAUUGGAUCUGGUACAAAUCAUGGAUUAAUACAUCAUAGUAGUGGUUAUAUAAAUGAUACAAUGAAUUUAAGUAAUUUAGCUAAAGGAAUUGUACCAAAUAUUCCACAACCUAUUGCUAAAGCGAAAUAUUCAGAUAAUUUUUCACAUAUUAAAGAAAAUUAUCAAAGUCGAAGAAAAUUUUCUAAUUCAAAUGAAUUCCCCAUAAAUGAACAAUAUAAAUGUGCUUAUGGUAUACAUACUAGACGUGCAGCAUUGAUACAUGCAUCAAAUUCAUCUUUGGAACAAAUAGAUGAUGAUAAUGAUUGUGAAUCAAUUAGUAAAUCAUUAAAAUCUGAAUUACAAUUUACAGAGAGAUCACGAAAAAGUUCUACAGUAAACUCUAGUGGACAUCAUAUCAAUUCAAUGAAUCCAUUAAGACGAACUAUAGAUAAAUCAAGUCAUUUAUCAUGUCUUACAGAAUAUCAAUCGAAUCAUAAACCUUCUUCAAUUCUACAAUAUGAAACCCCACAUCACCACCAACAUCAACACCACCACCAUCAACAACAACAACAAUGUGAUUCCUUAGCAACUCAUAGUAGUAAAACAGAUUUAUAUCUUUCAUCUAUUACAUGUAAUUCUGAAUUAUUACCUCAUUCACCAUCUAUGUUUGAUGAACAAUUAAAUAUACAAAAUAAUGAUACUACUAACAGUACUACUACUACUAAUACUAAUACUACUAAUAAUAUAUCAGAUAUGAUAACAUAUAGUACUCAUAGUUCUACAAAGAGGAUGCAUUUAUUACCAAGUCCAUGGAUCGGUACAUCAUCAUCCAUUGAUCAAACCAAUGAACAAGAUGAUAUUAUGAAUUGAACAUAAAGAAGAAGAUUUCAAUUGAUGAACAAUAUGAAAAAGCCUUCCAAUUUAAUCAAUAAUCAUAAUACAUAUAUACAUAUAUAUCUAUAUAUACUUGUUACUGAUCUCAUUUACAUUAGUAAUCAGUGAUAUAAAUCUUUAUUUAUGUAUAAAUCUUUAUAUAAUAUUCAUUGUAUAGUUAGGUAGGUAGGUAGGUAGGUGGGUGGGUGGGUGGUUGAGUGAGUGAGUGGGGGUACUUAUUUUAAUUGUAACCAUGCAUAUUUUACAUAAAAAUAUUACAAUCCCAAGAAAAUAGGAACAGUUAUCACUAAUGAAAAAAAUUGAUUUUUAAUGGGAUACUUCAUUUGUUGUCAUUUGUAUUGCCUAUAAUUUUCAAUAAGAUUGUCAUAUAUGGA
Schistosoma spindalis is the source of this 3075-nucleotide messenger RNA. The record is from the annotation of a GenBank genome assembly. Lineage: Eukaryota; Metazoa; Platyhelminthes; Trematoda; Strigeidida; Schistosomatidae.